Messenger RNA from Prunus dulcis (almond), 1899 nucleotides. RefSeq names its product protein ROOT HAIR DEFECTIVE 3 homolog 2-like. The transcript has 14 exons. Gene Ontology annotation, biological process: endoplasmic reticulum membrane fusion. Gene Ontology annotation, cellular component: endoplasmic reticulum. Lineage: Eukaryota; Viridiplantae; Streptophyta; Magnoliopsida; Rosales; Rosaceae. Gene Ontology annotation, molecular function: GTPase activity. The coding region runs from base 106 to 1836 and encodes 576 amino acids. The record is from RefSeq and is a predicted model, not a curated record.
UGGGCUUCAAUAAGAAAACUUCUUAAUCGUGAAACUGUAGUUGCUAUAUCAGAGUUUUCAACUGUAGUUGCCGAUUUUGAGUUGGACGAAGCAACAAUUGCCGAAAUGUUGCAACAUUUAAGGGAUUACUCAAGGAAUGUGGUGGAGAAAAAAGCAAGGGAAGAGGCAACGAAAAUUAUGAUCCACAUGAAGGAUCGGUUUUCCACAGUCUUCAAUUAUGACAGCGAUUCAACGCUUCGGGUUUGGACUGGUAAAGAAGACAUUACAAGUAUUACCAAGGAUGCUCGCUCUGCGUCUAUGAAGCUUUUGUCCGUCAUGGCUGCCAUCCGCUUGGAUGAGAAGCCAGAUCAUAUUGAAAAAGUUCUCUUUUCCUCUCUAAUGGAAGGAGCUGUUACUGUUUCAUCUUCACAAGAUAGGGAAAUCGGAGCCUCUGUAGACCCUCUCGCCUCAAGCAAUUGGGAAGAGGUUUCUUCAAAGAAUACCUUAAUUACACCAGUGCAGUGCCAGUCCUUGUGGAGACAGUUCAUAGCGGAGACUGAGAAUAGUGUCACUCAAGCUAUUUCAGCACAUGUUAUGGCUGCUACUGGUUGGUGUGAAGGGAUAGCCAACCAGAAAUUCAGUCAGUUGAUCUUCGAUGAGGAUUGGUUGGCAUUGGAAGAAGCUGUCCAAAUUGGCCCCGUACAAGGUUUUGGUAAAAGGCUCAGCUCCAUUUUAAGCACCUAUCUUUCUAAAUAUGACAUAGAGGCCAUCUACUUUGAGGAAGGUGCAAGGAACUCAAAACGACAACUGUUGGAGUCAAAAGCAUUGGAUUUUGUUUACCCUGCGUACACGACCAUGCUGGGACAUUUACAUUCUAAAGCGCUUGAAGAUUUUAAAGUGAGGCUGGAACAAUUGUUAAACAAAGGAGAAGGAUUUACUUUAUCUGUUCGUACAUGUACUCAGUCUUCUAUGCUUGAGUUUGACAAAGGAUGUGCAGAUGCUGCCAUACAACAAGCUAAUUGGGAUGCUUCAAGAGUUCGCGAAAAACUUCAAUGUGAUAUAGAUGCACAUGCAUUAUCCGUUUGUAGUGCAAAGUUGUCAGAAUUGAAUUUCAAUUAUGAGAGACAGCUGUUUGCAUCUUUAACUGGACCAGUAGAGGCUCUACUUGAAACUGGUGGAAAAGACACUUGGGGUUCAAUAAGAAAACUACUUAAUCGUGAAACUGAAGUUGCAAUAUCAAAGUUUUCAACUGCAAUUUCCGAUUUUGAGUUGGACAAAGAAACAAUUGCCAAAAUGUUGCAACAUUUAAGGGAUUACUCAAAGAAGGUGGUGGAGAAAGUUGCAAGAGAAGAGGCUACAAAAAUUAUGAUCCACAUGAAGGAUCGGUUUUUCAAAGUCUUCAAUUGUGACAGUGAUUCAAUGCCCCGGGUUUGGACUGAGAAAGAAGACAUCAGAAGUAUUACCAAGGAUGCUCGCUCUGCAGCUUUGAACCUUUUGUCAAUCAUGGCUGCCAUCCGCUUGGAUGAGAAGUCAGAUAAUAUUGAAAAAGUUCUCUUUUCUUCUCUGAUGGAUGGAACUGUUAUUGUUUCAUCAUCACAAGAUAGGAGAAUAGGAGCUUCUGCAUACCUUCUUGCUUCAAGAACUUGGGAAGAGGUUUCUUCAAAAGAUACCUUAAUUACUCCAGUGCAGUGCAAGUCCUUGUGGGGAGAGUUCAAAACCGAGACUGAGUUUAGUGUCACUGAAGCUAUUUUAGCGCAGGAGGCUUACAAGCGGAGUAACAACUGGUUGCCUCCUCCGUGGGCUAUUAUGGUGAUGGUCGUUCAUGGUUUCAACCAAUUUAUGCUCCUUUUAAAGUAAUUAUGGCCGUUCAGAGUACUAAGUUUGUGCACAUUGUUUAAUUAUUUGGAAUUCCCAACUUGC